CAGGCUUGGGUCAAGUUCACGCGUACAUGUACGUACAUAACCUUUAUUUUUGUGAUUUGUUUUGGACAGUUCUAACGCACAUUAACAGGGCGCAUCUACGUUUUUUUUUAUAUAAUUUAUCAAUUCGGUUUUCUAGCGAUACGUUGUCUAAGAUAUAUCAUUCGUUAUUUUUAUGAUCAGUUAAGUUUUUUUUAUGGAUGAAUCAUUUCACAAUAUCUAUGCUAAAAGGCUUUCUCUCCAGAACUGAGAUCAGAGGAAUCGGGCUUACAUAAAACAAGUAAUACGCAACGGUACAGUUUAAUUUAUCCAACUACAACUAUGUUGGUCACUUUCCAUUACGUUCCACGUGUAUCCUCUAAGAUACAAAGCAUGUGCCAACCGUUUGUCAAAAAGUACUCCACGAAGGACGACAGAAUUAAAAGGCUGAUGAAACAAUAUAAAUUACUAUUCGGCCCGUUAGUUGAAACCAAUGGCCAAAAGAAAAAGAGAUUGAAAUUGGAAAGGAAAGGGAGGGUACCUGAAAACACGAAUCAGAUGGAUACAGAAUUGUCAUGGUUUCUGGAAAAUCCUCGCAGCAGGUUCAAAAAGAUUGUCCUCCCUGCAGAGUUACGAAACGAGCAGUCGAAUGAUAAAGAUGGGUGUUCAGCGCAAAAAUUUAGCGAGCUGAAGUUUGAAAGCUCAACCGACCAAAAUACAAAGAAUGCCCUUCACUCUGAGUCUAAUCGGACUGUUCAGGAAAUAGAACUUAGAUCUGAUACAGCAUCCAAUUUGUCAGCAAAAGAAGACCGUAACAACGAAGUUGCAUCGUCCGAUUCAAAUGUAUCUGGUAAUGAAAGUACAGCCACGAGAUGCGUGUCUUCUAAUGUUGAAAGAUUGCCUGACAUUGUCAUAAAGAAUUUGCCAACUUUCCCAAUUAUGGGCAGCAAACAAGUGCCUCCCACACAAUCGACAGAAAUAUUAUCUAUAUCCGGAAAAGAUGAUCAAGAGACAAAAAAAUUUCCCAGCGUAACCAAGAUUCUCACUCAAACUAUGUCACCAGAGUCGAAGCUGGCUCUGGAGGCGUGGAAGGAAAGAAUGAUAAAAAAGCUUGGGCAAGAAGGAUUUGAAAUGCAUAAGAAAGCAUUGUUAGAGGACGGAGCGUCUUUGCAUUUGUGCAUAGCGGAGAGCCUGCGAGGGAAAGAGUAUGAGGUUCCUUCGAGGAUUGAACCGGUCUUUAAGAGUGUCCAAUGCAUUUUGGGGGAUGUGCACCACGUGAGAGCGAUCGAGAGCCAUGUGGUUCAUGGCAAGCUGCGUUACAAAGGCGUAGUCGACUGUGUAGCCUCUUAUAGGGGCGAAAACUACGUGAUCGAUUGGAAGAAAUCAGACAGAAAGAAAUUGAACUUGAAGGAAACGUACGACGCACCCAUACAACUCGCCGCGUACAUCGGAGCUAUCAAUGCUUCUAAUCUCUAUCCCUUUGUGAUAAAACGGGGAUUACUCGUGAUCGCUUACACGUGCGGCGCACCAGCAAUGGCGUACGAAGUGUCCGACAACACGCUGCGGCAAUACUGGACCGCGUGGCUGCACCGCCUGCAGAAGUACUAUGUCGAAACGACGAGCGGCGACGGCAACGAAAACAUUUAGACGGCAAUAAAGCGUUAAUGUACC
Messenger RNA from Vollenhovia emeryi, 1647 nucleotides. RefSeq names its product mitochondrial genome maintenance exonuclease 1-like. Gene Ontology annotation, molecular function: single-stranded DNA exodeoxyribonuclease activity. The coding region runs from base 319 to 1623 and encodes 434 amino acids. Gene Ontology annotation, cellular component: mitochondrion. The transcript is spliced from 5 exons. The record is from RefSeq and is a predicted model, not a curated record. Gene Ontology annotation, biological process: mitochondrial DNA replication. NCBI's taxonomy places the organism in Eukaryota, Metazoa, Arthropoda, Insecta, Hymenoptera, Formicidae.